ACAGACGUCCUUUCAGUCCACUGCUGGAUGAAAGGGCCCUCCCCAUGGCACGGUAGCGAGAUGUUAACUACCUUGCCUGGUAUACAGGAGGUCGUGGAUUCGAUCCUGACGCCUCAUGUAUAAUUGGAGUUUGCACGAUCCAUUUCCCCGUUGUCGCGUGGAUUUUUCUCCGGGUCCCCCAGGUUUUCCCCUCCACGUUUAGACUCGACGCCAUGCGUUGAGUCGAGUAUAUUUUUUGCCUGCUGUUAAAUUUCCACGCCACGAGCCCGCUUCGUUGAGCGAUCGUUUGUGAUAGCCAGCUACGUCGCCCAGUGGGGCCUUACCUGGUAAAAUGAAAUAGUUUAGUUGAUGCCGCGCGGGUUGUUGGCACAUACUUCACCGCGCAGGUCAGCAUGGAUAUUUGUGAAGGCGGGCAGAAUUGACGGCAAUGGAUUUGUUUCCGCACUGGAUCCCCUGUUGCCCCCCGUGUAUCCCCACAGCAGCCUACAACGACAUGCUGUCGCCAGCGCAGAACUGCGAGGGAUGGAGACGGUGCCGUGCAGCCCUUCGUCCUGCAGUGCAUAGAUAAUGGCCGAUGAUGGUGAUGAUGGAACGUGAUAGAACGUGAGCGUCUUUAAACACUACGGCUCUGGAUCAGACAAGGCACUCCACGCCUCUAGGGCAGUGGUUCUUAACAUUUACUGCAGCCUUGCCCCCCACCCCUCCACCCUUUGGUUCUCAAUCCUUUAAAAAAUUACAAUGUUAAUAAACACAUACGGUUUGAUGAAACAAAGUAGUGGUUGUACUUGCGUUGACCGUGCUUAAUUUGUGCUUUCGAUUAUUCACCUAAAAAAAAUCUGUCCCGUGUCUCGCUACCCCCCAGAAAGGGCAUCUCGCACCCCCAGGGGUGCAGCGUGCACCCCAGGUUAAGAAUAAGAACGAGCUUGGGCCACCUGGUCUAAAAUCACAUUCCCUCUGCCCAACAAUGCUGACGGGAGUGAGCGGAGCCUGGGCGUGGGGUGGAGGGGGACGUGUUGGAGGGGAGCGGCUGUCGGGAGUUGUGUUGGCACGGGAGAGAGAGCACAGAUGCUCGAGAAACAGCUGCGUGUUUGGCAGGCGCUGGACAGGGUUUUAGUUUUAUUUGAUUGAGUUGGUCACGCACAGUGGCGUGGUGAGGACGGCGUUUGUGGCGUGAUUCACGGUGUGGUCUCGGAUCUCGACGCUCGCCACAGCCCCCGUUCUCAAAAUUGAUGAUGACACGGCGCUCCCACGUCUCUCGUACGCGCGAGUCACCGUGAGACCCAGGGGUCGUCACGCUCGGCAGGGGCACAACGAGGUGGGGGAGAGGAGGAGGAGGACACUGGGGCCAUGGCCUCUGUCCCAGGACCCCAAGGGGCAGCGGGGAGCGGAGCGGCUGGCGUCCCGGAAGGAGGCCUCAUGACCGGCUUCUCUGAUGAGCAGGUGGCGUGUGUGUGCGAGGCGCUGCAGCAGGGAGGCGACGUGGCGCGCCUCGCCCGCUUCCUCUGGGCCCUGCCGGGGCCUGCGGCCGCGUCCCGCGACGAGGCCGUGCUGAGGGCCCGCGCCCACGUCGCCUUCCACUCGGGCAGCUACCGGGAGCUGUACGACGUCUUGGAGGGCCACGCCUUCGAGGCGCGCCACCACGCGGCGCUGCAGGCGCUGUGGUUCCGGGCGCGCUACCUCGAGGCGGAGCGGGCGAGGGGCCGCGCGCUGGGCGCCGUGGACAAGUACCGCGUGCGCAAGAGGCACCCGCCGCCCCGCACCAUCUGGGACGGCGAGCGCACGAGCUACUGCUUCAAGGAGCGCGCACGCGGGGCGCUGAUGGAGAGCUACGGCGGCGCGCGCUACCCCAGCCCCGAGCAGAAGCUGCAGCUGGCGCUGGCCACGGGCCUCACCGCCACGCAGGUCGCCAACUGGUUCAAGAACCGGCGGCAGCGCGACCGAGCGCCAGGCCCAGCGGGGGACCGGCGGCAGCCUCGGCGCAGCGAGCCGACUGGGGGCAGCAGUGCCGGGGACGAUGACGGCGACGAUGAAGAAGGAGAGGACGGACACGAGGAUGACGGCGAUGGAGCUGGCCGCCGCCGCCGCGUCGGGCCGCGGCACGGCCACGCGGGAGCCCUCGCCCCGGAAGGUUCCCCGCGGCCGCCCUCCGCGUCGUGGUCGUGGAGCGGCGCGGGCCCCCGGCCGCCCCCGUGGGACCCCCGUGCGGCCCCCUCCCCGGGUCCCGCGAAGGACGGCGGCGAAGGCGGCUGGCCGCUCGCUCGUGGGAGCGCCGGAGUCGCCGCCGGCGACGCUGCCUUCGCAACCGCAAUGCAUGGUCCUGGGCCCACGCUCUCGCCCACGGCCUCCAUCGCCGUCCUCCCGCCCCCUCUGCUGGGCCUCUCUCCCGGCCGUGCCGUUCCCCUGGUCUCGAACCCGGGCCCCUUCCUGGGGCCCGCGUGCGUCCCCGCAUCGCAGCUCCACGUUAGCGGGACGAGCGACCGUCGCCGAGGGGCGUAUCAGGAGGAGGCGGGAGGCCGUGCAGGCGGACGCGUGGGCCCGACCGUGGCGGCCGCGCCGGGAAGAGUCGGCGCCACGGCGGCACCGUUCCUCGCGGGACCCACGGGGCCCACGGCGAUGGCCGUGCCACCGAGGACGGCCGACGAGAUGGAGCGGAGGACGGAGGAGGGAGAGGAGGAGAGGGGCGAAGGCCCGCGUGAGGAGGGAAACGGGGCCCCGGCGGUGCUCGCCACGUUGUGCUCCGUGCUGUUUGAGGAGCAGCUGCCGUGAGGAGGAGCGGGCGACAGGAGGUGGAGAAGGAGGAGAGGGAGGAGCAGGAGGAGAGAGGAAGGAGGAGGGGAAGGAGGUGCCUCGAGGAGGAGGUGGAGAUGCCAUGAAGAGGAGGAGACCGGGAACCCUUCUGAGAAAUGUGGACUUCGACUGUCCUGGCAAACAGUUUGCAUUAUUGUAAUACUGUUAUUGUUUCUCCUCCACGCAAGAUGACGUGUCUUCGUGAAGUGUGAUUUUUUUCUGAAAGUCAGUUAUUUGGCAUGUCUUCCAGAUUACGGCAUACUUUCGAUGUUUGAGCAUUGUGUUACAUGAUUGGAUAUAACAUCGUCACGAAUGGAUGUAACAUCGUCACCAAUGGAUGUAACAUCAUCACGAAUGGAUGUAACAUCAUCACCAAUGGAUUCAUGAACUGGAUAUAUUUGUGUUUCAUUCACGAGUACGGUAAUCUUUACAGUACAGCAGAAUACGUGAAGUAUGGUCAAUAAAAAGCAUCUACGAAUGCUAAUGAAUAUGAAAAUGUGAACUUUACAAGGGUAUAGAUCGAGUUUAGCUAGUUGGCCAGGAACAUCAUGGGAUGCGGAAUAAUGAUUUGUUCAUGGUGGUUCCAUUGAAAACGUUAUACAAAUCAAUCAAUCUUAAUUUUACGUUCUAAUAUCGCCCUCGGUAACGUCGUGCAGCGGUGCACAUUACGACGGAACGGGAACGGUACCGGGGGAGCACGAAGCAACAGGAAUGAAAACAGAACCCCGUAACGAGCUCGGCGGCUAACACCGACCGAG
Molecule: messenger RNA, 3545 nt
Organism: Petromyzon marinus (sea lamprey)
Lineage: Eukaryota; Metazoa; Chordata; Hyperoartia; Petromyzontiformes; Petromyzontidae
Biological process (GO): regulation of transcription by RNA polymerase II
Cellular component (GO): transcription regulator complex; nucleus
Molecular function (GO): DNA-binding transcription factor activity, RNA polymerase II-specific; RNA polymerase II cis-regulatory region sequence-specific DNA binding
Source: RefSeq, a predicted model, not a curated record